Plasmodium cynomolgi strain B is the source of this 663-nucleotide messenger RNA. RefSeq lists its product as hypothetical. The transcript is spliced from 6 exons. Lineage: Eukaryota; Apicomplexa; Aconoidasida; Haemosporida; Plasmodiidae. Gene Ontology annotation, molecular function: zinc ion binding; nucleic acid binding. Bases 1 to 663 code for a protein of 220 amino acids. The record is from RefSeq and is a predicted model, not a curated record.
AUGCUGCCCGUCCUUACCAAAUAUAAUAUAAUCGAACGAGAUGAAGAAACGUACAUCAUACUAGUCGUAAGAAUGAAAAGAAUCCGAAAUUUUGCCCAAGCGAACAUUUCAAAUGAAGCACCUUUUCGCAAAAAAAAAAUAAAAAAAGUCCUAUUCGAUUCAUUCCUAUUUUUCGGGCAAACAAAUCCACAUUAUUCAGAAGAAACAAAUUGUAGAAAACUAAGAGCAUACCAGUUGACGAAGCUGAUAUACCCCUGCCGUCUUGGCAUUUUUACAUGCGCCUAUGCAUCCCCAAAAUCUGUCACACUUUUGGACUUAUCCUAUUACAUUUGUAACUUUACCAACAUACUGGCCCUGUCGACAAGAAAAAAAAAACACCCGCGCAAUACGAUAAAAAGUAAAAUUCUGAAGACCAGAAAAAGGAAAAGAGAUUACGAUGAAGUAUAUAAGGAUUAUCUGAUUCAACCGGCCCUUCCGUACGAUGAAGACAAAAAGGGAGGCGGACAACAUAAAUGCUAUGCUUGCGACAUUUAUUUUAUAAAUGACGACGCGAAGAAACAACACGAAAAAACGAAGAAACACAAGAGGAGAGUGAAAAUGCUUAACACAGAGACACCCUACACUUAUAAGGACGCCCUGAAGGCUGCCGAGAUUACCCUGUAA